Molecule: messenger RNA, 1617 nt
Organism: Aspergillus candidus
Lineage: Eukaryota; Fungi; Ascomycota; Eurotiomycetes; Eurotiales; Aspergillaceae
Product: CBS domain protein
Exons: 5
Coding region: 1-1617 (538 amino acids)
Biological process (GO): regulation of mitotic metaphase/anaphase transition; cellular response to glucose starvation
Molecular function (GO): protein serine/threonine phosphatase inhibitor activity
Source: RefSeq, a predicted model, not a curated record
AUGGCGGACCGGGUUCCCGCUGAAGCCGUCUCCGAUCCUUCGAAUGGGUCGUCGGCGCCGUCGCCACGAAGCAGUCUUGACUCGCGGUCUCCCCCGUUUCGUAGCCCAUCCUUGCGACUGUCCAAUCACCAGAAUCGCACCAGUCAAAACUAUAGCGAAUCGCUGCGCGGGGCGCCGCCGGGGUCGCCGCGUGCGCGCCGCCAGCCGUCCCUCACGCAGUCGGCCAUCCAGAGCCUGAUCGAUAACCCACCGGCGCCGACGACCGCGGAUCCGGCCUUUGUGGGGCGUGACUGGCGGGAGAUCUCGGUGGGGGAGCUGGUAUCUCGGGACGAGCUGAGAUUCGUGGAGCUUGACACGGGUAUCGAGGAGGCGACCAAUAUUUUGAUCGAGUCUAACGUGCCGGUCCUGUUAAUUCGCGAGUCUCGAGACCAGAACAGCGCCAUCGGUACGUUCGAUUUUGCCGAUCUGAACGCUUAUUUGCUGCUGGCGACUGGCUUCACGCAGCCAGAGGAAGAGGACAUACCGGCGUAUGAGGAACUGGCGCGCAAGGCCCGACUGGGUCUUACGAUUCCACUGAAGGAUGUUAAGGACCUGGGACGCAAGGAGCCUAUGACGACGCUGCCAGCGUCCGCUAGCGCCAUGACGGCGAUCGAGACGUUCGGGGGCGGCGUGCACCGCGUGGUGGUGGUCGAUCCGGAGCGCGGGGGCGCCGUGCGCGGUCUGUUCAGUCAGUUUCGGCUGGUGAAGUUCUUGUGGGAGAACGCGCGCACGUUCCCGGUGAUUGAGCAGCUGCAUACGCAGGCAUUGCAAGAUCUGCGGAUCGGGUCUCGGGAUGUGGUGUCUAUCAACGGUGAUAAACCACUAUACGAAGCCCUGCAGCUUAUGUACCACGACGGGCUGUCGUCUCUGGCCGUGGUGGACAAUCAUUUCAACGUGAUGGGCAAUAUCUCGACGACAGAUGUCAAGCUCCUUACUCGGUCAUCGUCGCUCCCCCUGUUACGGAACACGUGCACACACUUUAUCUCUGUGAUUCUGUCCACGCGCGGUUUGAUCGAUGGGCAGGACUCAUUCCCGGUGUUCCACGUACACCCUGGAUCGACGCUGGCGCAUACGGUGGCCAAGGUGGUGGCCACCAAGUCACACCGGCUCUGGGUAACCGACCCCCUGUCCCCUUCAUCAUCCGGUCCCCCGACCCCUUCCAUGUCAAGCGUGCACAUCCCGCUCGCGACCAACUCCUCCGGCUCCAACUCAGCCCAGUCACCGCCAGCAUCGCCCCUCCCAGGAGCCUCCACCGUCCAACCCCCCAGCCAUACUGCACCCCACCAUCCGAGCCCACCCCAAGGCUUCCUAGGCUCCAGCUUCCUGUCGAGCUCCGGCGCAGGCGUGGCCCACGCAGUGGUACCGUCCGCCCCGGCUUCUGUCCUCCCUGGAGAUCGACUAUCCGGCAGUCUCGUGGGCGUAGUCAGUCUGACGGAUGUUCUUCACCUGUACGCGCGGGCAAGCGGGCUGAGCCCGCUGAACCCGGCGGAAAGUCGGAGCCGACGCCGACGCAGUAGCAGCUCCAGCGUAAGCGUUCGACGUAGCGGGGAGAUCGGACGGGAGUUGUUUGGUCGUUAG